Telopea speciosissima is the source of this 2442-nucleotide messenger RNA. Its product is annotated as titin. The record is from RefSeq and is a predicted model, not a curated record. The transcript is spliced from 3 exons. Lineage: Eukaryota; Viridiplantae; Streptophyta; Magnoliopsida; Proteales; Proteaceae. Gene Ontology annotation, molecular function: protein binding. Bases 171 to 2396 code for a protein of 741 amino acids.
AGAAAGUAAAAAAAAAGGUGUGGAAAAACGACGAGAAAUCUGAAGACAAAUAAAAGGGGAGAAGUAAAUGAAAAUGAAAAAGGAAAAACCCUAGUUUUGAAAAAUUUUAUGGAGGAAUUGCAGAAAGAUUAAGGUUGGUAGCUUUGAUGGAGAGAGAGAGAUGAGAAACUAUGGCGAAACCCGACGAUACUAUGAAGGAAUCAUGGGGGACUUGGGAGGAGCUCUUGUUGGCUUGCGCCGUUAACCGUCAUGGAACUCAUUGCUGGGAAUCUGUCGCUAUGGAAAUACAGAACCGAAGCACAACCACUUCCCUUCAUCUCCUCACGCCUCUGAACUGUAAACACAAGUACCUUGACCUUAAACGCCGUUUCAUUGCCAAAGACGAUAAAGCUUUCGUCGGUGAUGACGAAUCUGAACCCUUCGAUAAUAAGAAAGAUGAGAUUCCGUGGCUCGAAGAAUUGAGAAAACUUCGAGUGGCGGAGCUUAGACGCGAGGUUCAACGUUACGAUGUUUCAAUCGUUUCCCUGCAAUUGAAAGUUAAGAAAUUGAAGGAAGAACGUGAACAGAGCGGAACAGAAAAGGAAAACGACGAACAGAAACCAGAUCUAGAAAUUGAUUCUGACAAAGAAAGAGUCAAAGAGGAGGAGAGGGACGCAAAACCGGAGAAAUCCUCGCCGGAAAACGUCGACGGAGCAUCAGUCCCCGGCGAAGAUUCCGACCGUGAAAGCCAGUCGUUCAACGAGUCUAAUUCGACCGAUCCGAAGGUUCAGAAUCGAGAGAACAUCGUCGAAGAUGCGGAGAAGAAACCUGUACCGGUGGAAUCCGUCGUGGGACGACCUGAUCCGGUUUCCGGUGAAUCGAAACCUGUCGGCGAGGGUUCUUAUCAUGGUAGUUCGGAAACGAUAGCGAAAGGGUCGGCGCCCCAGCCGGUCGGGAACUCACAGGGAGCUAAUACGGCAAGGGAAGCCGGUGAAUCGCCCGAGUUAUGGGAAUCGGUGUCCGAGUCCAAAGGUGGCGGAGAAGGCGGCCAAAAGGAGAGCAGCGACGUGCAAAGCUCGGCGAGCUUAUCAAAGAAAAACCGCCGGAAAAAGACGAUUUCGGGGAGUAGCAGCGGGGAAGAACCUGAGGCUGAUGAGGUUUCUCCCGCCAUCAAAAGGAUUGCUGUUAAAUCACAGCCGUUGAUGACUUUCCUCGAGAUUAUCCGGUCCCACAAAUACGGCUCCGUUUUCGAACGCCGGCUGGAAAGUCAGGAAACUGUCAAGUACAGGAACUUAAUCAGGCAACAUGUGGAUCUCGAGAUGGUUCGAACGAGGUUAGAAGAAGGUCAUUAUUCCGGCUGCAACCGUAAAUUCUUUCGUGAUUUGCUUCUUCUAUUCAACAACGCCAGCGUCUUCUUUCCCAAGAUUUCGCACGAAUGUGUCGCUGCUGUUGCACUUCGGCAGCUAGUUUCUAAGGAGUUGGCUAUCAGAACCCUGAAGCUGGGUCGGCCCAAAGAAGAAGAAGAAGAAGCAGCAGUAGCAGCAGCACCACCACCAGUAGUAGCUCCCGAACCACCUGUUCCACCUCCAGCGAAGGUGGAACCUCCGGAUUCUCAGCUUGCGAAACCCAAUUCCUCUGGUCCGAUCAUCGCCUGCAGAAAGCGGAGUUCGAUCACCACAAAGCCAUCGACUACAGUGAUUGAUAAGAAAGUAGAGCCAAGACCUUCAGCAGUGGCCGACGAGAAGCCAGUUCCUGAUCGGAAACAACCCGGUCCAUUCCCUAAUGUGGUGGAGGAACAGAGCCUCGCGAAGAAGAGGACACGAGAGAGGUCAGGGUUGGGAACUAGGAGCUCUAGAACAGGUGGCAAGAGCCGCACCAAUACUAACAAUACCAACAAGAAUCCAAGCGCGGAUUCAGACCAGAACCAUACCCUUGGUCCAAACUCUGGCUCGGCCGGUAAAGGGUCGGCCCAUGACGAAGAACCCAAGACGGAGAGAAAAAGCAACACCACUACCACGGCAGUUGCCAAGAAACGAAGCGCCGCAAAUUUCUUGAAUAGGAUGAAACGGAAUUCGUCAUCUAAUGGAACGCUACUAGAGACGUUGAAGAACUCAGUGAAUAAUUCUAAUAAUGGCAAAGGUGGUAGUAGUGGAGAAUUGGGGGCGGAGCAGAAGAGAGGUGGCGGCAAGAAUGAUGGGCGUAAGGACCAUGGUGGUCGGCAAAUCUCCGUUGGGAAACAAGCGGCGGAGCAGAGCAGUCCGGCGAAAAGAAGUGUUGGACGACCACCGAAGAGAGCGACUGCGCCAUUGCCGCCGCCUUUGCCUCGGCAAGCUCCAUCGAAACGGGCGAGGGAAGCGGCAGAUACAGAGGUGGUGGCGGCGGCUCCGAGGCAGUCGAGGAAACGAGCAAGGAGGUGAUGGUAUUGAUAGCUGUAUUCUGUAAAUUAUGUAGCGUUUAAAGGUA